GUCCGCCUCGACACAGUCCUUCAAAGCCACCUUCGAGCGACAGUUUGGUGCUUUGAUGGGCCCUCGUGCGACGUCCGAGCGCGCCGCAGCAUACCUUCAGGAGCCUCACCCGAGCGUUCCGAAUCGGACCACGGGUUGGUGGGCCGAAGACCGUGAGGUUACAGAUCAGGACUUUGGCUGCCCCACGCACUGGGCCGCUGCUCAUCUGGCGAAGCGAGGCUUCCACGUUUUCCAAUAUCAGUUCUCCCAUCCGGCCAAAGAGGAUUCCAUAACCUUCCAUUCUGACGAGUUGAAGUACGUUUUCGCUGACCUCCCAGCGAAUGCCACGGUGGAGGAGUUGGAGCUCUCGAUGCACAUCGCGACGUACUGGAAUCAAUUAGCCGCCCACGGGGACCCGUCCGGGGGAGCCAUCCCCUCUUGGCCCAAAACUGAGCUGGACGAGAAGGGGGUGGCUGGACCUUACCUGAAGCUGGACGUGGCGAGUGCCGGGGGCAUCCAGGUGAUGACAGAGCCCUUCCGGCCAGAGCUGCCGGGCAGGUUUGAUGUGGGCGUUUGGGGUUUCCGUCUUUUGAAUUUUGGGGGUUGGGGUUCAUGGUGUUGGGUUUAA
Molecule: messenger RNA, 607 nt
Organism: Symbiodinium sp. CCMP2456
Lineage: Eukaryota; Dinophyceae; Suessiales; Symbiodiniaceae
Source: the annotation of a GenBank genome assembly